UCUCAUCCAGUGCGAUCGAAACCCUCCCUCGUCGUCGUCUCGCCGCUUCCGAUCCGAUCCGAUCGCCUCUCGAAGCCACAUUCUUCUUCUUCUUCCGGUGUCUGAUCACAAACUCUCGUUCUUCCCUCUGUUGAUUUAUUCCUUUUUUUUUCUUGUUUUCAAUCGCUAUUUGUUAAGGCGGCGCCAUGGAUCGUGAUCAGAAGAGCACGGAUUGUGAUGAAGAACUCACAGUGGAUAGGCAGGAUUGCAGUUCCUCAGACAACCACUCCUCCUCUUCCUCUUCCUCUUCCUCCGACUCGAAAUCCCAGGACCUGGUCUCGGACGGCGACGGCGAGUCGUCGGACCAUGAGUUGCCCGGUUAUGAUCCGUUCAACUUCAAUGGCGUGGAUGAGUAUGUCUUGAUGCGGAGGAUGCACAAGGUCGUCCUUGCCCUCGCCGCUGAUGGAUCGGAGGAAUCCGCGCAACUGGCCACCCUGUCCGAGCUUUGCGAGGUUCUCUCCGCCAUGGAGUACGCCACGCAGGGCUACCGCUUGAAGGCGCUCGUGCAGCCUCUAGUGAAUCUUGCUUCCAAGGAUGGCAACCCCAAGAUCCUGCUUCAGGCUGUAAGAGCGCUAACUUAUCUCUGCGACGUGAGGCCGUCGAUAGCCGAAGAAAUCGUGCGGCAUGGCGCAAUUCCUGUCCUCUGUGGAAAGCUUUUAGCUAUCGAAUACUUGGACGUUGCUGAGCAGUGUCUCGAAGCAUUGGAGAAGCUUUCGAAGGAACAACCUGUUGCAUGUUUACAAGCGGGAACUGUUAAUGCGGUCUUAACUUAUAUCGAUUUCCUUCCAUCUAAUAUUCAGCAAGUUGCGGUUACAACAAUAACUAAUAUAUGCAAGAAACUUCCGCCUGAUUGCUCAUCAAUUAUAAUGGAAGCAGUCCCUAAGUUAUGCAGUCUUCUCCAGUAUGAGAACGUGAAGCUGGUUGAAACUGUUUCUUUGUGUCUGGAAUGGAUAGUUUUCUCUGUUCGCCAUUCCCCUAACUUUAUGGAUGAACUGUUCAAACAUGGGGUGCUACAGAAGUCCUUGGAAUUGUUAGCUAAUGAUAAUCACAAGUCACUUAGCAGCUCGACCUUUUCCGGUUUAAUGGGUGUUCUUACCAGACUCGCUUUUUCUUCUAAGCUAGCUGUUAGGACCCUAUUUGAGCUUAGUAUCAGCAAAACUUUGAGCAGCAUCUUAAUCGGUUCUGACGUGUCAGAUAACUCUGCGGUUGUUUCUACUGAAGAUGUGCAAAAUAGUCAGGUAUUUAAAGCAUUAAAGUUAGCUAACCUGCUAAUUCCUCCAAGAGAGGGAAAUGUUCCAAACAAUCAAAACAUGCAAGCUGAGGAGAAGAUUUUAAUGGAUGAAUCCAAUUUCUUGUUUAAAUUCUCUUUGGAAUUUCUUCCAGCUUCCAUCCAGGUUGUGAACAAUGGUGCAAAUGAUUGUGUAUGCUAUGCCUGUCUUUCCAUCAUAAAACGUAUUGCCCGUUAUAGCACGCCUGAUAUGCUUUUGGAAUCAAUCAAAGAUAUAAAUAUCUCAAGUUUUUUGGCAGGGCUGUUGGCCAGAAAAGAUAUACAUCUACUAACUUCUACAAUGGAGAUUGUUGAGAUUCUGAUGCAAAAACUUCCCGGUGUUUUCUUAAGCUCUUUUGUCAAGGAAGGAGUAUUUUAUGCUAUCAACAUGCUUUUAAUGCAAGAAGAAUCCACAGCAUCUGCACAACACUCAGAUGACAAAAUACAUGCCAGAGAUGUUUCCAGAUGCCUGUGCUAUGUGUUUUUUUCAUCUAGCAUUUACCCUUAUGAAGUAAGACCGUGCAUGCUGAAAGAGGAUGCUGUUCAAAAUUUGGUAAAGCACAUAAAAAAUUGCUACCAUUUGGCCAAUGGAGUAGCCAACUCUGACAUGUCAUGUACUAAAACUCUUCAACAUCUCAAGACUUUGUGCAGUGCGCUAAGUGAUAGUGGGGACAAACAAUUAAAUGAUGUUGGUGACCUUCAAUAUUCGACUCAAAUAUUAGAUGAAGUGAUGAGAGAAAUUUCUCAGGGAGAGCCUUUGUCAACUUUUGAGUUUGUUGAGAGUGGUAUUGCUAGAUCUCUGGCUCAUUAUUUAUGCAAUGACAAGUAUCUGCUUGGAAUUCAUGAUAUUGGCUUAUCAGAUCACAUUCUAACUGUGCUGAAGAAAUUCCAAAUAUUUGCUUCAAUUUGCUUGUCAAAGCCUAGUCAAAGUUGCAUGGAAACUAUUUUGCUUUUCUUAGUGAAGAAGCUGCUGAAUGCAUUGUCUUCGUUGGAUAGCUUUCCUGUUCUUAAAAGCCAAAUGUUUAAGCCAAGAGACAGUUACACAGAUAUCCCUCGUACACGAUUCACUAAGAACCCUUGUCUAAAAGUUCGCUUUGUGCGUGAUAAAGAAGAGUCAAAUUUAAUGGACUUUGAUAAGAUUCUAAGUGUUGAUAUUUCUUGUUCCUUAGUAGAAGUUGUAGAAGCAUAUCUCUGGCCUAAAGUUAGCAACCAGCAUAUACUUCCGACAGUGACAGUGGAUAACCAUAUCAGCAAACCAGACUUCACAGCUUCAAGGUUACAGAAUGCCUCAGAAAGGAGUCGUAUAGAAACACACAAUAACAUCUCAUAUGGGACAAGUGUUUCAAAUUCAUCAGAGGUAAUUAGAAGUGAAGAGGGACAACUUUUACCCGCAGAGAUUAGCAAAAAAUUGUCAUCUGACACGGAUAUUGCUCAAGGAAGAAUGACAAUAGUAUCUCCAAGUGUUGCAAACACAAAGCCAAGAUUAUCUUUUAGCUUGAGAGGAAAACAACUUGACCGCUCUAACACCCUUUAUCAAGCAGUUCUAGAGGAUCAAAUAUCUUCAAAAGUUGUCACAAUAGUGGGGUCAAAAUUCUGGGAUCAAGUUUACGUAUUUACCUAUAAAAUAGCUGAAGAAGAAAAAACAGACAAAAACCACAAGCUUGAUUCGGUUUCUAAGUCAAAUUUCUUCUUGAAUAAGCUUGGGUUCUCAUGGCAGAAACUUCCCUUUUUCCCUACCAAAUUACAAGCUGAGUUUCCUUCUAACAUUGAUAGAGCGAAUUCCUCAUAUGAUUUUUUAUUUAUGUGGAAAAUAUUGGAGGGCUUGAACCGCUUUUCAUUGGAAUUGUUGACUGAUGAAAGAAUUGGUGCAUUUGCUGAGGGGAGAAUAGAUAACUUUGAUGAUUUGAAGUUGAUAGCUUCUUCAGUUCCAGAAGUUGAGUUUGUGAGUAGCAAGCUAACUGAUAAGUUGGAGCAGCAAAUGAGAGACAAUCUGGUAUUACAAACUGGUUGUUUUCCAUCAUGGUGUAGCCAGUUAAUGAAUGCAUGCCCUUUCUUAUUUUCUUUUGAGGCAAGAUUGAAGUACUUCUACCUCACAGCAUUUGGUUCUUUAAGAAAUCAGCGCAGCAACAUGCUACAUUCAGGUAGCAGCUGCUCAAACUCCUCCAGCGAAUGGCACUCUUAUUCAAGUUCUCCCCCACGCAAGAAGUUUAAAGUUGACCGGAACAGCAUCCUUGAAUGUGCUGCAAAAAUGAUGAAAUUACAUGCUCAAAGUAAGGGCUCUCUUGAAGUAGAAUAUGAAGAGGAAGUUGGUACUGGUCUAGGUCCUACAAUGGAGUUCUACACACUAAUAAGUCGAGAAUUUCAAAAGGCUGGAUUGGGUAUGUGGAGAGAGGAUCACUGUUCCUGUAAAAGUAGCACUCGUGGUGAUUCUUCAUUUUUGUUUGCUCCAUGUGGACUGUUUCCUCGUCCAUGGUCAAGAACAAGGUCAGAUCCUUUUGAAUUCUCAGAUGUGAAGGAAAAGUUCCUCCUCCUCGGCAUGCUGGUAGCCAGGGCAAUUAAAGAUGGGAGGAUGUUGGAUAUACCACUUUCGAGAGCCUUCUAUAAGAUUAUGCUCGAGCAGGAGCUUAAUAUAUGUGAUAUCCAGUCAUUUGACCCAGAACUCGGAAGGAUUUUACUGGAGUUUCGAGCUCUUGCCAAUAGGAAAAAGUUUGUUGAAUCAGUUUCUGGAGAAAGUAACACGGUUCCAUCAAAGUUAUAUUACAGGAACAUGAGCGUAGAGGAUCUCUCUCUUGAUUUCACUCUUCCAGGCUACCCCUAUUAUGAACUUGCAUCAGAGAGUGUAAAGAUGGUGAAUAUUGACAACUUGGAAGAAUAUGUUGCGCUGGUGGUAGAUGCAACAAUUGGCAGUGGAGUUGCGAGACAAAUUAAUGCCUUCAAGUGUGGAUUUAAUGAGGUAUUUCCUCUGAAAUAUCUUCAGAUGUUCACUGAAGAUGAUUUGGAGGGGCUACUUUGUGGAGAACAGGACGCUUGGAAAUUAUCAGAGCUUGUGGAUCACAUUAAGUUUGACCAUGGGUAUAAUGCAAGUAGCCCUACGGCCAUCGAUUUGUUAGAUAUCAUUCAAGAAUUUGAUUAUGAUCAGCGCAGAGCUUUCUUGCAAUUCGUAACUGGAGCUCCUCGUCUCGCCCACGGAGGCUUGGCUGCCCUUAACCCAAAACUAACGGUAGUUCGGAAGCACUCUGAUUUUGGAGCUGAUCUGGGCUUGCCCAGUGUCAUGACUUGUGCUAAUUAUCUAAAGCUCCCCCAAUACUCAUCCAAGGACAUAAUGAGAGAGAGAUUGUUAUACGCGAUAUCCGAAGGUCAGGGAUCGUUUCACCUCUCGUAGCUGAUCAGCUGCAAAAAGAGAAUUUUUAGUUCAUUCUAUGAAUACGACUCAAAAUCAGAAGUUUGGUGAUGCUGUACAUAUAUAGGGCGGGCAGAUUGUACAUUAGCUGCAAGAGGAAGCCAUAUCAGGCACACAAUUAGUUGUGCAUAGUUCAGUCUUAGUUAGGCCGUGUAGGUUUUAGCAAAGGAAUUGUAAAUGAAUUAUUAGUCUCAAUAAGUCAUGUUCAUUUCCUACAAAGCAAGCACAGGAAUUGUAAACAAGGAGUAGUUAAGCUCAAUUACUCAUUUAUUCCUAAAGUGCAAGCACAUCAAUGCAGAUAAGGACCUACCAAACUCACUAAAAAGUCAUGUUUAUUCGUGCAAGUACAUGGAACCCUGUUAUUUUUGUUGGAACGUUUUGAAGUUCUA
Molecule: messenger RNA, 5095 nt
Organism: Zingiber officinale
Lineage: Eukaryota; Viridiplantae; Streptophyta; Magnoliopsida; Zingiberales; Zingiberaceae
Product: E3 ubiquitin-protein ligase UPL4-like
Exons: 17
Coding region: 186-4688 (1500 amino acids)
Biological process (GO): protein polyubiquitination; proteasome-mediated ubiquitin-dependent protein catabolic process
Molecular function (GO): ubiquitin protein ligase activity; protein binding
Source: RefSeq, a predicted model, not a curated record